Mangifera indica (mango) is the source of this 1203-nucleotide messenger RNA. RefSeq names its product cyclic nucleotide-gated ion channel 1-like. The transcript is spliced from 5 exons. Lineage: Eukaryota; Viridiplantae; Streptophyta; Magnoliopsida; Sapindales; Anacardiaceae. The record is from RefSeq and is a predicted model, not a curated record. The coding region runs from base 1 to 1203 and encodes 400 amino acids.
AUGGAAGUUGGCCUGCGCCGGGCUCGGCCGGUAAGAACUCAUCGCCCAGUACUAGCAGGGUUGAGACUAAUCCUAGGCAGGCAAGCGCCUUUCUGGUAUUUGGCUUUUCUGGUAUCAAGUGUGAUUGCAGUAUCCUUGGAUCCUUUGUUCUUGUACAUUCCAGUGAUCAAUGAUGAUAAAAAGUGCAUUGGAAUUGACAAGAAGUUGGGGAAUGUGGCUAUUGCUCUUCGUUCCAUGACGGAUUUCUUUCAUUUGUUUUAUAUCUUUUUCCACCUCCCUGCUUAUUGGUAUCUGCGACUGCUACGUUUCUUUCUGAUUGACUUGCUUUCCAUUCUGCCACUUCCGCAGGAUGCUCUUCAAUCUGGUAUCGUUGAGGUCACAGAUUUUCCAGUGAAGUUCUUACAUUCCUUUCUAUGGGGCCUGCAAAAUCUCAGUUGUUUCGGCCAAAACCUCCAAACAAGUUCUUAUGUCUGGGAAAACGUCUUCACAAUUUCGAUUACAUUAUCCGGCUUGGUUCUUUUUCUCUAUCUCGUUGGAAAUAUGCAGAUAUAUAUGCAGUCAAAACGUGUAAGAUCAGAGGAGAAGAGAUUGAAGCGACGAGAGAUAGAGGAGUGGUCGGGGUUCAAAAGGCUAUCUGAGAAGCUGCAAGAGGAUAUUAGGAAAUAUCAACAGCUCUUAUGUCGAGAAACCAGAGGUAGUGAUGUAGAUAGUUCGCUUGAUAGUCUUCCCAAGAGCCUUAGAAGGACCGCAAAGAGUACACUCGCCUUAAAGCUGCUCAUGAAUGUGCCAAUAUUUGAAAAGAUGGAUAGACAAGUUCUGAAGGAAGUGUGCAACCUUCUCAAGUUCAGGAUGUACAAUGAGGGAAUAGAAAUAGUUCAGAAGGGUGAUCCAUUUGAAGACAUGCAUUUUGUCAUGCGAGGUGAGCUAAUGAGCAUGGCUGCUGAGGGAGGCGGAACCAGUCUGUUUAAUGCUGACAUUUUACAGGAUGGCGAUUUCUUUGGACUAGAUCUUAUUUUAUGGUCUCUUGAUCCUCAUUCCUCAACUAAUAACCUUCCCAUCUCAGCUAGAACCAUUAGAACUUUUACUGAAGUUGAAGCCUUUUAUCUAACGACCGAUGACAUGAAGCUUGUUGCCUCAAAAUUAUGCAAGCAGUUUAAAAGGACUCAGAUCCAGCGUGCCUUAAGGUAUUACUCGGAGCAAUAG